Messenger RNA from Truncatella angustata, 1637 nucleotides. Its product is annotated as Mu homology domain-containing protein. The record is from RefSeq and is a predicted model, not a curated record. Gene Ontology annotation, biological process: clathrin-dependent endocytosis; intracellular protein transport. NCBI's taxonomy places the organism in Eukaryota, Fungi, Ascomycota, Sordariomycetes, Amphisphaeriales, Sporocadaceae. Bases 244 to 1557 code for a protein of 437 amino acids. The transcript is spliced from 2 exons. Gene Ontology annotation, cellular component: cytoplasmic vesicle; AP-2 adaptor complex. Gene Ontology annotation, molecular function: clathrin-cargo adaptor activity.
UUCGUCUUUCGUCUGGGCGCUGACAGUGACAGGGGAAUGCCCCCUAAUUGUAAAUGGCCCUGAAGGUAUCCGCCCCGUAGUAUUCUCAAGCAACCCGACCUAAACUGGGAUAGGAGCUUGUGCUGCGCUGAAGUGCUGGCAUUCCGACUGGCAUCGAACCACGGAUAUCAUCCAGCUCGUCGCGACAACCACUCAAUUACCAAACCCAAAAGCUCGACAGGACAGCGUCCGUCGGCCGGCAAGAUGCUCUCCGGUAUUCUGAUCUUCAAUCAGAAGGGUGAGAACCUCAUCUUCCGCGCAUUCCGCAAUGACUGUCGCCCGCGCCUUGCCGACGUCUUUCGUAUCCAGGUUAUUUCGAACCCCCAGGUGCGCUCGCCCAUCUUGACGCUGGGAAGUACCACAUUCAGCCAUGUCAAGCACGAAAACAUAUAUCUGGUGGCCAUCACCAAAAGCAAUGCCAACGCUGCCCUGGUCUUCGAGUUCCUGUACCGGCUCAUCCAGCUGGGCAGGGGCUACUUCGGAAAGUUCGAUGAGGAGGCCGUCAAGAACAACUUCGUGCUUGUUUACGAGCUUCUGGACGAGAUUAUCGACUUCGGAUACCCUCAAAACACCGAGACCGAUACCCUGAAGAUGUACAUCACAACCGAGGGCGUCAAGUCCGAGAGAGCAGCAGAGGACUCGGCCAAGAUCACCAUGCAGGCCACUGGUGCACUGUCAUGGCGCAAGGCUGAUGUCAAAUAUCGAAAGAACGAGGCCUUUGUUGACGUUAUCGAAGAUGUCAACCUGCUUAUGUCUGCGACAGGUACUGUGCUUCGCGCCGAUGUCACAGGUCAAAUCAUCAUGCGCGCGUAUCUCUCCGGUACUCCGGAGUGCAAAUUUGGACUCAACGACAGGCUCUUACUCGACCAUGACGGUCUACAAUCACUACCCAGCGGCAAUAGGUUAGGAAGCAAGGCGACAAAAGCAGCCGCCGGAAGUGUUACCUUGGAAGAUUGUCAGUUCCACCAGUGCGUCAAGCUGGGCAAAUUCGAUUCUGAUCGCAUCAUCUCUUUCGUUCCUCCAGAUGGUGAAUUCGAGUUGAUGCGUUACCGAGCGACCGAAAACGUCAACCUACCUUUCAAGGUACACGCCAUCGUUAAUGAAGUAGGCAAGACCAAGGUGGAAUACAGUAUUGGUGUCAAGGCCAACUUCGGGAGCAAGCUUUUUGCGACUAAUGUUGUCGUGAAAAUCCCGACGCCGCUCAACACGGCGCGCAUAACCGAGAGGUGCACACAAGGAAAGGCCAAGUACGAGCCGAGUGAGAACAACAUCGUCUGGAAGAUUGGUCGUUUCAGUGGACAGAGCGAAUUCGUGCUCAGCGCCGAGGCCGAGCUUACCAGCAUGACCAAUCAAAAGGCAUGGUCGCGUCCUCCUCUCAGUAUGAACUUCAGCCUCCUGAUGUUCACGAGCUCAGGUCUUCUUGUUAGAUAUCUCAAGGUCUUCGAGAAGAGCAAUUAUUCAAGCGUAAAAUGGGUACGGUACAUGACGAGGGCAGGGUCGUAUGAAAUCCGUUUCUGAGCGCUACUUUGCAUUGGCCACUUAAGUACCAUUCCUAUCGAGUGGUUGAGAGUUGGAGCUCGAGACUACGAUCUCAUUGA